This is a messenger RNA of Fusarium redolens, 589 nucleotides long. RefSeq lists its product as uncharacterized. The transcript is spliced from 3 exons. The record is from RefSeq and is a predicted model, not a curated record. The coding region runs from base 154 to 390 and encodes 78 amino acids. NCBI's taxonomy places the organism in Eukaryota, Fungi, Ascomycota, Sordariomycetes, Hypocreales, Nectriaceae.
AACACGGCCAUGAAUUGAUUGGGAGAUCGCUCCUCUGGUCACCAUCUAUAAUCCAAAAAGGCUACCUUAUUACUGGAGAUAUGAACCAGCGCAAACAUUUGCUCGGCGUUGAACAUGAUCUAGGGUCAGCCGACAAUCAUUAAAACGACCGCAAUGCCAUCUCUCAACUUUCUUGACCUCCCCGGCGAAGUCCACCUCCAGAUCGGAAGGCUGGAGAUGCCUUCCGAGAUGGGAGGCCUCAUUCUCUCGUCACAGCUGAUACGAAAUGCAUAUUCUCGACCCUUUUAUCACACAAUCGCCUUCAGAGGAACGAAGGCGGAUCUAACGGGAAACCUAUGGGCGUCUAUAUACCAGCUCAUGCCGUCAACAGUGAGACCCUCCCUAUACUAAAACAAUAACUUGAGACGCAAUAUAUAACGCACUUCGAGGCUACGUUUUACACCCUCAGAUAUUCACCAUCUAGAUAUUUAGACUUAUAACUAAGAAAAUCCGAGCCACGGGACCCAGGGGUAUCCCUCCAAAUAAGAUUGGCAUUCUAGCACGAAAGCUCACGACCAAAGGAGGUAAAGAUAAUGAAGCAGCUGCAGCC